CCACAAACAUCUACGAUUCUUCUGGUUGGUGGUUUUCCAGUUCUGCAAAAGUUCAGAGACAGAGAAACUCAUCACUUUGGAAACCUGAAAUUGAUUUCAAUGGCGACGAGGAAUCGAACUCUACAGUUCAGAAAGCACAGAGACGCCGUGAAGAGCGUGCGUGCUCCUCUCUCUUCUUCCGCAUCUGCUUCCACCGGUCCCGUCAUUGAAAUGGUUAGCACUUCGCUUCUUCGUUCAAAUCGCUCCUCUUAUGCCCCUUUAAGCACCGAAGAUCCAGGUCCAGCCACCUCUAGGGAUGCAUUUACUGUGGGAUUGCCUCCAUCUUGGGUGGAUGAUUCUGAGGAAAUUGCUACAACUAUACAACGUGCUCGUGUUAAAAUUUCUGAGUUAACCAAAGCUCAUGCUAAGGCUUUAAUGCCCUCGUUUGGUGAUGGCAAAGAGGAUCAGCGUCAUAUUGAGACUCUCACCCAAGAAAUUACGUCUCUCCUCAGAAAGUCUGAAAUGCGGCUUAAAAGAUUUUCUGCUGCUGGUGGAUCUUCUGAGGAUUCAAAUGUCAGAAAAAAUGUGCAGGAUGUGCUUGUGUUUGUGAGUUAUGAGGGAAAGGGAAGGAAGGGAAAUUUAAGGCGUUCCCUUGCUACAGACCUUCAGAACCUGUCAAUGGAUCUCCGGCGAAAACAGUCAGCAUACUUGAAACGUUUGCAGCAGCAAAAAGAGGGUUAUGAUGGGGUUGACUUGGAGAUGAACUUCAAUGGGAGUAAAUAUGGAUCACAUAAUGAUGGAUUUGAUGAUGUGGGUUUUAGUGAAGAGCAAAUGACAAAGCUAAAGAAAAGUGAGCAGUUCUCAGAGGAAAGGGAAAGAGAGAUUGAACAGGUUGCUAAAUCAGUCCAUGAACUUGCUCAAAUCAUGAAGGAUCUCUCGGUCCUUGUGAUAGAUCAGGGAACUAUUGUGGAUAGAAUUGACUACAACAUUCAGAGCGUUGCAACAUCCGUUGAGGAGGGCUUCAAGCAGUUACAAAAGGCAGAGAGAACGCAGAAAAAAGGAGGAAUGGUUAUGUGUGCAACAGUGCUUGUUAUAAUGUGCGUUGUCAUGAUAGUUCUCUUGAUAUUCAAGGAGAUCAUCUUUUAGUUGUGUUACUGAUAGAUUUACCGUCCAGCAUCUUGUUAAUUCCCAUUCCUCCUUUCAAUGUGAAUCAAAUUGCUUUCUGUUUGAAGACAGUAUCAUCGGGCACUAUUAUAAUGCAUUUCACGUUGUGGGAAUUUUUUUUUUGAAAGUGCCUUGAGUUUACAUGAUUGGCUUCUUAUUGGGAGGCAAUUGGGGGAUGGCAUUGUACAGCAUUGCUUCCUGCAAAUAUCUUCCUAUGAUUGUUGCUGGUGCUUCAGAUUUGCAAAGAAAAUUUGUACAUGUUAGUAGUUUUAUCAAAUAAUGUAUAGAGGGGUUUUCAUCAAUUUCAUCUUUUGACCAUUUUUUUAGAAAAAUUAGAAAAGGUAGUGCUAGAUAGAAAAUUUCAUUAUUCAAAGAUAGAUCCUGGAUAAGACAAAGUGGAAGGGCAAAUUAUAUCCAUCCGAGAGUCACACAUAGAUGCUUCUUUUCAGUCUUUAUCUAUUUGUAUCCCACUUAGGGGGAAUUUUUUUUUCAAAAUUGAGUGAUUUGGCUUUAUUUUGAGCUCGCGAUGGUAAGGUUUGCUGGGUUUUGAUUUGAUUUCUAUUCAUGGCAUAAUUUCGGCCCUUCUCAAUCCUUUCACCAUCCUUGGUCCCACAUGUGCCUUGCAAUAUAUAUUUUUCUCAUAAUUGAUUUAGUCUUUAUUAAAUGUUGGUAAAUUUCAAAUUUUAUUAAUUUACUGCAAAUUAAUAUUUAAUGCAUUACAUAACUUAUUUGUAUAUAAUUUAAAUUAUAAUUGAUUCAUAAUUAUUAAAAUUCAUAAAGAUAACUGAAAAUUUAAUUACAAUUGAUUGGAUUUAAUUCUUACAAAUUAUUUAAUGAAUAUGAAAUGUUAUAAAUAAAUAAAAUAUUGGUGAUAAAUUGCAUUUAAUAAAAUUUAUUCAUAUUAAUUAUAUCAAAAAAUGAAUAUAUAAUAUAAUGUAAAAGAAAGAAGAAAAAUGUAUUAAUUGCCUUAAUUAUCUUUAUUUAAAUAAUUUUACUAAUUAUUUUAAUAUAUUUGUACAUUUAAUGCAUUACAUAACUUAUUUGUAUAUAAAUUUAAAUUAUAAUUGAUUCAUAAUUAUUAAAAUUCAUAAAGAUAAUUGAAAAUUCAAUUACAAUUGAUUGGAUUUAAUUCCUAUUGAUUAUUUAAUGAAUAUGAAAUGUUAUAAAUAAUAAAAUUUAUU
Molecule: messenger RNA, 2324 nt
Organism: Abrus precatorius (Indian licorice)
Lineage: Eukaryota; Viridiplantae; Streptophyta; Magnoliopsida; Fabales; Fabaceae
Product: syntaxin-43-like
Exons: 9
Coding region: 100-1125 (341 amino acids)
Biological process (GO): vesicle-mediated transport; intracellular protein transport; vesicle fusion
Cellular component (GO): membrane; endomembrane system; SNARE complex
Molecular function (GO): SNAP receptor activity; SNARE binding
Source: RefSeq, a predicted model, not a curated record